Molecule: messenger RNA, 6361 nt
Organism: Ictalurus punctatus (channel catfish)
Lineage: Eukaryota; Metazoa; Chordata; Actinopteri; Siluriformes; Ictaluridae
Product: TBC1 domain family member 10A
Exons: 9
Coding region: 4060-4899 (279 amino acids)
Source: RefSeq, a predicted model, not a curated record
GUUCACAGACCGUAAAUUCCGACCCCAUGGUAGACACUCGACAGAAAUUUCAUACUAAAGUAAGUAUUUUAUAUUUUCUGGGUCUAAACAGAGCAGAAGUAUUGCUAACGUGUUGUACAGAUUCUGUUGGACUGGUGAACUGUGUGGAUUUGUAUAUUUAACCCAGUUUAAUAUGGCCUGCUUUGUUCAGUCAGAGACAAGUAAAUCUGUUCUAAUGUUCAUUUAUUUUAAAACACAUGUUUGUUUACACAUGAAUACGUACUUUAUGUUUUCAGAAUGGUGGAGAUUUGGCUCUUAACUAUGGUUAAGUGGGGGGUACUAUAAAAUGCACAGUUCUGAGACACUAUAUACCUAUACUGUGAAAUCAGUACAUGUGUGUGUUUAGAAUGAUUAUAGCUUUUGGGGAAAAAACUAUUCUUGAAUCUAUUAGUCCUUGUUCUGAUGCACCUGUAACGUCUCCCUGAGGGCAACAGAUCAGAGCCAGGGUGAGAGCUGUCCUCAAUGAUGGUUUUUCCUCUGCUGAGGCAACGGGGGGUGUAAAUAUCCAUCAGGGAGGUGUUGUGGAUAAAAAAUGUCAUAAAAUAAACAUAAAGGAGACCUAGCAUCCAGCAAAGGGGAGAAGAAGAAAAGAUGGGCACCUAGACACAUAGAAGCGGGAUUAGGCGGACAUUGACAAAUUGGAAUUACACUUUAAAGAUCUUUAAGAGCAGUAGUAGUCAAAAAAGUCAAAAAGAGGUAUACGAGCUGAGCUGAGGAGUGCUAAUACACACACACACACACACACACACACACACACGCUCGUACAGUCAAGGGCGGGCAAGUAGACACAACAUACACACACAUGAAUAACUUUAAUAAUCUUAUAGUAAUAGAGAAACUCUCUAUAAAAAAACAGAAUAGUAGGAUAUGCAGGACAGUAUGGAGGAUAUGCAGGAGCUUAAGCUCAUCACUUCUGAGAAUUCUCAUCGGUGUGGAUCUCGUGUGGUGGAACGGAACAAUAAAUCUGGACCCUUGCUUCUUCUCACUCACGGCUGGUGUCUUUUUUUUCUAUCUCCAACUGGGCUCAGAGGUAGAUGUGAGUGUUGGCUUCUAUGUUGAAUUUUAAGUGUUUUUGGGUAACAGGCUAUAUUUGAGCCAACAGAGGGGAGAGGUAAUAAAUAAACUUAUAAAUGUGAUUACUUGAUGACCGUAGACAGAACUCUAUAAAUGUGAAAUGUUUUGUUGAAGUUCAGAUGAAUCUCUGAUGUACAGAAUAUUCAACAGAGUUCUGCAGAAAGAUUUUGAAUGCCUGUCAUUCACCAGAACAAAUUUGCAGUUGAACAGUCUGUCUAAAAGAAAAAAUCUAAACACACAAUAUAAAAUUCCUGCAGUGUGAAUAAAGCCUUUGUGUUGCUUUUAGCAAACAUGUCGAGUACUCUCGGUUCAAUGUACACAAUUUACCCCAUUUAAAUGCAUUUUGGAAAUUGUUCCACAUGGCCUUAAAGUGUGAAUAUUCACUGUAUGCCAAAUAAGUAAUCAAAGAAUGGAACUGAAUUUUUUCUUCUCUAACGGACCAUUAAUCACAAUUAUAAAAGAUGAUGCAUCAGGUACAAAGUAUCAGGGUUUUUUCCCCCUCUUUUUCCCACAAUAGUUGCAUGAUUUUUGCUACACCCUUUCCACCGUGUGUGUGUGUGUGCGCGCGCGCGCUACAAAUCACUUUGAGGUAAAAAUAUUUUAAGGCAGCCACUUUCACCUUCCUACAACAAUUGGUGACUGGUCUGAGGUGAAGCUUCUUGUCAUGUUACUGUGGUCAUGGAUCACAUUGUGGGGAUCUCUGUAAUGUAACCAUUUCUGUAAUUAUCCUUACCUGCUUUUGUGCUUCUGUGUCUUCUGUUGGUGCUUUAUUCUGCUUUUUAGGGCCCGAGCACCGCUGCUGCAAAGCCCUAUUGGAUCUGCUGUUUAUUAUUGGGGCAGAGCACCGAAGGUGCAGCGCUUCCGGUGACCACCGGAGGGCGCAUGCACCGGAGGUGCAGGGCCCUAUUGAUUUUCUGGUGUUUAUUGUUUAUUUCAUGCAUUCUUGUCGUUUUUAAGGGCCUAAACAUGGCUGAAAACUCCCAAAACUCGGUAGACGCGCCAGCACCAGUGAAAAUGUAACUUACAUUGGGCAUGGGCAUGGUCGAGGAGCUCCUUAGCACCCCUGAAGGCAGGCAAUGGUCGGGAUGAAGUUGCUCCGAUGUGCACGAUUUACUAUAUAUAUAUAUAAUUAGAUAGAUAUGGGGUAAUAAAGUGUAAAAUAUAGAUAAUUCACAAUAAUUUAAUAUCAGAUAUCAGUUAGAUUCAGCUUCGGACACAAGUUCCAGGUACUGAUCGAGAAGGAGUGGAUCAGCUUCGGACACAAGCUGACCUCGCGUGUCGGCCUUGGAGAUGAGAAUCACGCCAACUCGGAACGAUCCCCUCUCUUUGUGCAGUUCAUCGACUGUGUGUGGCAGAUGAUGAGACAGGUCAGCUACUGAUGCUUUACACCACAACACUGUUGAAUUCUCCAAUCUGAUUGGUCAGAAGGCGUUGGAGACAUUUCUGGAACAGCAAGAUUCUGAUUCCUGCUGCAAGGGAAAUUACAGCUUUAUAGUGAUGUGCUCGUUCUCGUUCCUAUAGUAACAGCUCAUUGACAGGGUCUAGUAUGGCGUACGCAAUACAUAUUCUAAGCUUAAUCGUAAACAUAUUAUAAACAUGUCACUUAAAGAAAAAGACGUAUGAUCAUUGUGAUCUAGUUAAGAUUUAUAAGUUAUCUAUUUAUGGAAGUUUUAUGGAAGUAGUCUCCAGUGUCACGGCAGAGAGGACAUUGCACUUUCCAGUUUCUCAGUAACAUUGCAAGUCUUAUUAAUUUCAAGAGUUAGGGGGAAAAAAGAGAGGCUUGUGAGGGAACUAUUGUUUUAUUUUAAUGUUAUAAAGUAAGAGAUCAUAAUGAGAACUAACUCUCUUUUCCAGGACAUUCCAAAUUGUUCUUUGGCUAUGCCCCAUGUUUGUGCAAUGGUUCAGACCGGUUUUUCCUCUUUUCGCAGCUUCAAAAUGGCUUGCUUUUCUCCCAUAGACAGCUCUCUGGUCUUCAUGUCGGUUUAUUCUUUUUAACAACAAAUGCUGUCUCCACAGGUGAAACCCAGGGCUCAAACCAAGAGAAGACAUUCAGAGCUAUUCAUUGUUUAAAGUCCAUUUAACGAGGUACACCUGGCCAGCAAGAAAAAAACAUCAGUCACUCGUUCCAGUAUUUUUGAACAGUUAAUGAAUAGGAUGGCUUCAAAAAAGCUGCCAUAUUUUAAGCUGUGUAACACGUCUAGAUGUAAAUAUGAGGAAAUGAAAGCUGAAAUUCUGAUCUAUCGUCUCAUAUUCGUCUUUUAUCUCAAACCCAAAUGUCUUCAGUAUACAGCAAAAGCAAGUGAAUUGGCCUUGAUGUUCCAAUACUUUUGAAGAGGACUCUAAUUUUUCCUUCUGCUUCUGAGUUCAAAGAGCUUUUUCUCAUCCCCAUCCUGGAUCGCCCCUACAGCUGCCUGUUUGGUACAUUCCUCUACAGCAGUGAGCAGGAGAGAAUGGAAAAGGAAGUACAGGGUAAAACAGUCACUGUGGUCCUACGUUAACAGUCAGCCGGAGGACUUCACUAACCCGUUCUAUGUGGACUGUAAAAACCAGGUGCUGUAUCCACUGGCCAGUCUCACACAUCUGGAGCUCUGGGUGGGUUAUUAUGUGCGUUGGAACCCACGCAUGAGACCACAGAAAACUACAUGAACGUACAGGUGUUCCUAAUAAAGUGGACGGUGAGUGAACAUGACGUGGCUGAAACGAUUUCCAAAACACUUCAGGAGCAGCUAGCGAUAAAGAUUAAGAUGCCGCUUCAUCAGAAUCUGAGAGAGUUAUUGUUUUUGCGUGAAGAACGUGGAGGAGCUCCAGAGAGAGGCCACGUCAUCCUGCUCCAUCUCCUCAUCCUCAGAGCAUACUUCUCCCUCCUCACAUAGUGGAGGCGGUUCAGCUGGACGGAGAGAUCCUGCAUGCGCUGUGAAGCGAGUGUGUUCUGUGGCGUAUCGGCACAUGGACAAGCACAAGAUCGAGCCGGUGCUCUACAUGAUGGAGUGGUUCAUGUGCGCCUUCUCCAGAACUCUGCCCUGGGCCUCGGUCCUCAGAGUGUGGGACAUGUUCCUGUGUGACGGAGUGAAAAUGAUAUUCUGUGUGGGUUUGGUGGUGUUGACGUCCAUGCUGGGUACUCGGGAUAAGCUCAAGGCCUGUCCGGGUCAGUAUGAGACCGUGGAGGUCCUCAGAGCGAUUGAGCCUAGAUACAUGCAGGAGGGCUUCUUAGUGCUCCAGGUUCUGGAGUUGCAGGUAUCGGCACAGGACGUGGAACAUGAGCAACGCAUGCAGCUGAAGCGCUGGAAGAAGAAGUGCGGCGAGCCCGGCCCCAAACUCCCUCAGAGAAUGCACAGUGCUCGCACCAUCAUGGCCACCGAGCCUCAUACACACCAAGACCUCCGCCAGAAACCCACCAUUAUGGUCCAGUACCCAUCGGUCCCUGAGGAGAAGUCCGAGCCGAACCUCAGGAAGAAGAGAGGGAGCCUGAAGAAAAACCAAGCCCUCAGUCCUAACCCCUACGCUCUACCUGGUGAGUCUAAACCUGGUCAGAUAUUGGACAUACAGCUUCUGAACCAGGAAAAUCUCAAUCUUGUACUUCCAAAUACACCAUCACAUCCACCACGGCUCCCUACAAUGCAGGAAAAUCAGGUCAAAGAGACGAGCACUUCUACAGAGCGACUCGUGCAGCGUCCUCGAAUUCCUCCAUCGAUAAGAAACUGGCGGAAUCUAUCCCACUGCAACAUCUAUCCCUCCUUACUGCUCCUGUACACGGAUCACCUUCAGCGUAGCGUCCUCACCUGCUGAAAUGUGCUCCUGUCCAAUCCAGAGAACCUGACCAUGAUGAGCUCCCUAAUAAUACAUAAAACUCAGCCACCAUUUUGGAUCCAUCUACAGACUCAAGCCCUCUGCUAACGCACAACGCACCUGCCACCCACGACUCGCCUGCUGCUCCCGAGUACAAAAAGAACACUCAUUGAUUUUUUUUUUUUGUUGUGCGUGUUAAACAGUGUGAUACGUUGAGGAAUUGAUUAUUGGCACACGUCUACUGAAUAGCAAGGAUCGUUAAGUCUUUAACGUGUUAUAGUUUACACCGGAGGAACUGCAAACAAUCUGAGAGAGGGAGAAACCCGUCAGCUACUAGAGGGCACACUUGGUCCAAAAAUGUACACACACUCCACAAAAACUCUGCAGUGCCUGAGGACUGUUUACUCGCUCCAGUCUUCAGAAGGGAAACUACCUACAGAUUCACUUUUGAAAGACUUUCACAGGCAUCACAAACAUUUGUUUAUAUUACACUCGUAUCAAUUUGGCAGGUUUUUUUCUUCUUAAUCCGAAGCAACCACCACUUCUUUGUGUUUGUAUUUCACAAAUUUCCUUACCACAUCUUACAAGAGCUGCACGACAAUCACAACAAUCCUGUACAAUAGGCACAGCCUUUUCAUUAACAUAACCUCAGUGAAAUAUCCUCUGUCUGUAUACUUUACACGCAAACAAAACAACUCAAGCUGAGAACUUUAUUGCUGAUUCACGUUAUACCACACCGCCUUCUAAUAUAGAUCUGAUCUAUAUUAUAUAUACGUGUACCUUAGAUAACGCCUCUCUGAACGCCAUGGUGGGACGUUCCCGAGUUGAAGUACUGUACAAGUCCUAAGCAUUAGAUCACCCCAAUUACUCUUGUAUACUCUUUCCAUACCAUCGUGAUCUUUGCCUGACGAAGCCAUACACAAAUCAUAAUUGACAUUUGGGGCCUAAUUCUAAAAUCACCACAUACCAAAUGCACAACCAUUUUGUCUUGCUGCCAUCACAAAAUAAAAAUGUUUAAACCUUAAGUAACAGAGUCAUGGAGGGUGUAUAUAUUUUUCCACACUACAUGAAGUUUGGGGAUCCUUAUAGACUGUGGAACAGAAGUGUACUCAGUGUGUCUCCGCCGUUUUAUUUCAUAUUGGAGUACAGCCAUUUUUCUUUUUUACCAUUAAGGAUGAAACACUUGUUUCUUUUAAAACACCGUCUUUAAAUGUUUUUCUACCUCCUAACUAAACCCUCGGACUUAAGACACGAUCUUUGGAGCUGUUGACGCCCUGCUCAGGGUUAAACAACAACGUCUUUACAUUACCUUCAUUAAUAAUUUGUCAAUCUAUCCUCUUGGUUUUUUUAUUUUUUUUUUGGAGCAAAAGUCAGGUCCUCUCUCAUUUCAACAGGUCCUCUUGUUGGUGAAUACACAGCAAUCGUCUAAGGGUAUUAGCAUUUCUCGGAGCAGACAUUGUAA